Molecule: messenger RNA, 150 nt
Organism: Plenodomus lingam JN3
Lineage: Eukaryota; Fungi; Ascomycota; Dothideomycetes; Pleosporales; Leptosphaeriaceae
Source: RefSeq, a predicted model, not a curated record
AUGAACCAUGCAACGCUCAAGCUUCUUUCCAUGCAAGCUUCUUUCCAUGCAAAUUUCGAGGGAAAUCGCUGGCUUGGUGAUGCAUAUCUGACUCACGGCCUUGAUUCUCGCGCCUCACUGGUUCCAGACUUGAUUCCUGUUGUAGAGUAG